AUAAUCAUAAUAUUAUUAUAAUACUCCAUCCUUCCUCAUGGCCCAGAACCAGGAUCAAUCUUCUUCAACCACUUUGGGUUAUCUUGCCCCCAUCUGUGUCGCCAUCUUUUUUGUCGUUGUCUGGAUCAUCAUCAGCACAAGAUAUCGUCUCUCCCGGGAUCCAACCCAUCAACGCCCCAUGGACCCUGAAAAUUGGGCCCUUGGCUAUGCUCACAUCGUGCUGACCAUGUCUGAUCUCGAGGCCCGUUUCCCUCUCAUUGAAUACGCUCUCUAUCAUCAGCAGCAGCAGCAGCAACAACAACAACAACAACAACAACAACAACAACAACAGCAAUCGGACCAUCUCCACAAGAGUGAUCUCCAGUUUCCUGGUACCGGUCCUGACCCAAUUUUACUCCCAACCCAAGCAGUAUCCACCUCGCCGCUUUCGUCGACCCACCGGCCACUCCCCCCCAGUGGCGACCACUACGACCUCGAAACAAAGGAGAUGAAUGAUUCUGACGCUGUGUGUGCCAUUUGCAUGGAAUACUUUGAGGGUAACGAUUCCGUCCGGUCGCUCCCCUGUGGUCACGUCUUCCACGCGACCUGUCUUGAUCCAUGGUUUACCAAGCGACAAGCUCGCUGUCCACUGUGCAAAACCUUCUACCUGCCUGAUCACCAUUUCCCAGCACCCCUUCUGCCCCCCGCGGCUGUCUUGAUCAGAAACCAGAUCAUGCCCCGCGUCCUCUGAUGGAACCCAGACUUUUUUUUUUUUUUUUUCAUGCACC
Aspergillus ochraceoroseus IBT 24754 is the source of this 767-nucleotide messenger RNA. Its product is annotated as putative RING finger protein. NCBI's taxonomy places the organism in Eukaryota, Fungi, Ascomycota, Eurotiomycetes, Eurotiales, Aspergillaceae. The transcript is spliced from 2 exons. Gene Ontology annotation, molecular function: zinc ion binding. The record is from RefSeq and is a predicted model, not a curated record. Bases 38 to 730 code for a protein of 230 amino acids.